AUGUUCGCUAACAAAUUACGUUCUAAUAUCACUAAAUCAAUCAAUAUGUCUUCCAAGAGAUUAUCUUCUUCAAUUGUUCCAGUUAAAACUGCCAAUGCCCCACCACCUGCAGCCUCUUACUCACAGGCUAUUAAGGUCAAUGGCUUCAUCUACGUUUCUGGACAGAUUCCAUACACCCCAGAUAACAAGCCAUUAUCGGAAAAUCCAUCUAUUCCAGAACAAGCUGAACAAGUUAUUCAAAAUGUUUCUAACAUCUUGGAAGCAUCCAACUCUUCGUUGAAGCACAUUGUCAAGGCUAACAUUUUCUUGACAGACAUGCCAACUCAAUUCCCCCAAUUCAACCUGGUUUACGGUAAGUACUUCUCCGAACACAAGCCUGCUAGAUCAUGUGUUGCCGUCAAGGCUUUACCUUUAGGUGUUGACUUAGAAAUGGAAGUUAUUGCCAUUGAGAAGGAAGAUCCAAAGUUGUAA
This is a messenger RNA of Debaryomyces hansenii CBS767, 471 nucleotides long. It is a transcript of the gene MMD1, whose product is annotated as isoleucine biosynthesis protein. NCBI's taxonomy places the organism in Eukaryota, Fungi, Ascomycota, Pichiomycetes, Serinales, Debaryomycetaceae. The transcript has 3 exons. The record is from RefSeq and is a predicted model, not a curated record. Gene Ontology annotation, molecular function: deaminase activity. Gene Ontology annotation, cellular component: cytosol; mitochondrion. The coding region runs from base 1 to 471 and encodes 156 amino acids.